AUGAAUCUUGGUUUCUUCUUGCAGGUAACGUUUAAGGCUGGUGACAAGAAGAACUACUCGUACGACCUACACAUUGAAACAGAGCGUGAGAUAUUUUUGGUUCCUCUGCGGGCAUUCCGAGGCUUAUGCUCCGUGGACCUUCCUCCGGUUAUCCUUCUGGAAACAGCCAUUGUAGGCAAGAGGGGAGAAAAAGUUCUCCUUCUUACUAAUACUGGCAGUGAGGCAUCGAGUGUAUCCCUAUCUGCUUCUCCGCCGUUCGGGGUGGUAUUCUCAUUGGAGUCUCUUCAGUGCGGUAAAUUUGACGCGCCCAUGAAGAUACGAUUUGACGACGGGCGUGAGGAAGUGAGGUACUUGCAAGGGACGGUAGUGGAGGGUAAUGUCAAGCUUUCAACUUCCGCUGUCCAGUUCAACACGACGUUCGUCAACUUGACCUCAGAGCAAAGCAUAUGCAUAGAAAAUGACUCCACCGAGCAUCUACCGUUUUGGUGGUCGUUUGAUCCCUCUUCAAAGCAAGCGCACCUAAAUGCAAACGGCUUGUCGAAAGAUAUCCACUUGGAGCAAAAGGAGAAUCCUGAAAAGAUCACAUCGGGAUCAUUUUCUAUAAAACCAGCAUCUGGCAGGCAAUAUCGUCCUCUUGUGGCGAAAUGCAGGGAAAAAUGUUUAACGCUGCAGCUUAAUGGAGUGGGCACCGGACCGCAGGCCAAGUUCACAAGAGCGGAGCUCAAUUUUGGUGAAAUCGCAGUAUACUCGCAAAAGACUCUGCACGUCGAAAUUGUCAAUACAGGAGACAUCGCUGCUUCGUUUUCCGUGAAACCGUUCGACGGCAUACUACCGCUUGGCACCGAAGUAAGCUUUAGUCCCAGCAGCGGUUGCAUUGCCGUGAACAAGGCUGAAAGGGUAGAAGUUUCGUUCAAGCCAACGUUCGUUGGGGAGUUCGCACUGAAUGUACUCUGGGAUAUUGAGUCGUCUCCCGAAGACAUAACCUUAAGCCUGAAGGGCACAGCAACCCCACCUCGAAUCGAGUGCGAUGUAUCAUCCCUUGAAUUUGGGGUUAUCCCUUUUGGAUUUCAAGAAGUGCGCUCAGUUACAUUGAAAAACACUAGUGAUGCCCAACAGCUGAUCAAGGCGAGAGCGGUAGAACGACUCGAAGAUACACAACAGGAUAUCAAUAUCAACCCAGAAGAAAUAACUAUCCCAGCAGGGGACUCGCGAAAAGUGGACAUUGUCCUACGCCCUUCCAAGGCACAGGAAUACUUGGAAGAGAUCGCUUUUGACCUACCGGGAUUGGUAAACAACUACUUCUUUUUGCCUCUUCGGGGUUCAAGCAAGACUCCGCAAGUUGUUCUAGAACCCGAAUGCACCCUCGAAUUCGAAGAUCUUUACAUAAACACGCAUGCAAGCAAGGCUUUUACAAUCAGGAAUACUUCACGGUUGUCCGCCCAAUUCUCCGUUACAGUAGAGGUGGAAAGUGAUAAUGUAGGCUGCGAAGUGACACCUUUGAAGGGAUUGGUGCCGAUGCUCUCGGCAGUUCCUGUUUUGAUCACGCUUCAGCCUCUCGUCCCUGGAGAGGUUCGGCUCACUUGCUGGGUGAGCAUUGCCGGACUGGACACCCCCUUCAAGCUGCAAGUGCAUGCUUACGCUUCGGGACCAAAGCUCAGAGUUGAGCCAAAGAAUCUUCACUGGGGUAAACUGAGAUGUUUAGACAAAGUGAUUCACGAAGUUGAAGUAACGAACAUAUCGCCAAUUGCAGCCUCCGUCAACUGCUCAGUCCGGAGCAAGCAUCAGUACUUUGGUGUUGAAAAUCCCACGUUCACUUUAGAAGGCGGUGCUUCAGCAGCGAUUCGCAUUGCUGCAGCUUUUGCCGAGGCAAUUUUAGCAACUGGGCAGCUGGUUAUAUCUGUCGCGGAUGGGCAAAGUAUUCUUGUAAAACUCAGAGGCCAGGCUGUUGGCUCGCCAAUCGCUUUGACCGAUUUCGAGCCUUCAAUCGAUUUUCAGCAGGUGUGCACCGGCACAGCCAAAUGUAAAACAUUUACAGUGAUAAACAGAGGCACCAGGCCACGGCACAUCCAUUUUUUUGAUGCAUCAAGGAAUGGACACUCACAACAAGCUAAUGCAGCGCAGCAGAGGUUCCACGUACAACCAAGCGAAUUUAUUGUCUCUCCCGGCAGCACUGUGAAGGUCGUUAUUGAAGCAUUCAGCAUGCUGCCGGGCCGCGCAUCCCAAGCUAUUUAUUGCCAAGAAUCCCUGGGGCCUGGAACGACAGCUAUGCACAUAGCCAGAACCCUUGCUACAGCAGACUUUUUUACCCCCACACUUGCUGCGACACCUUCUUGCUUGGCUUUCAAGUGCAAAGCAAAGGCAACUCCUCCUUUUGAUGUAGACCCAAAGUGCUUUUCUCUUGGUCCUCAAGAUGCCGAAAGUGUCAGCGUAUGUUUUGACGCAUACUACAAUGGCCGCUACUCCUCUCGCGUAAAGGGAUCACUGGAAGUCAGCUUUGGAGAGCACCCUAGGAUCGACGUGAUACCGCUACAAGCGGAAACUGAAUUUCCAAAUAUUGAGCUUGAAGCCACAAUGGUGGACUUUGGUUAUAUAGUAAACGAAACAACGAAGCGGAAGCCACUGCGCAUGAGAAACAGUAGUUGUGUACCAGUACACUACAGCUGGUACUUGACCGAUGAGAGCUCAGUGAAAGAAAUCAAAUGUACAGAGAGAAGUGAGCCUGUGAAUGCAGAAAGGUCAAUGACUCCGAUACAGAAGGUGUUCGACUUUACACAUUUCACAGGGUCAAUUGAACCAGGGGCCUCUGAAACAGUUUAUAUUCGCUACUGGGGCCUGCCUGACAGUGAAGUAUCCGCAGUCGCCCUCUGCAGCAUUGGCCAUGGGCCUGAAUAUCCCGUACGCCUUGUGGGUCGAGCGUCUUCCCCCCGCCUGAAAGUUAACCAGACGGAAUUCGAUUUUGGCGAAGUCCCAUACCUGAAGACUGUCACAGCCGAUGUGGUGUUGGCGAAUAAUGGAUUAGUUGAUCUAGGUUUUGCCGUUGAUUUGGGAGGGGUAAUGAAGGCGUGGACCAUUGACGUUCCCAAGAAACGGGGAAUCGUGAAAGCAAACGAAAAACUGAAAUUGGGUAUUAGGUUCACACCAGGAUUGCCUACGGAUAUCGCUGAGCGUAUAUUUGUGGAGGUAGAUCACUGUGACCCGAUUGUUGUAACAUUGCGUGCGAGAGGCACUUAUCGAUGCCUCCUUAUGGACCUACCACGAACAGCAGACGACGGCGUCUGCGAAGAAUCAAGUCAAAAAGCUAUAUGCAACUCAACAAAUAAUGCUCAUGAUGAGACGCGGUGGCAAAAGGAAGCUGAAAUCGAUCGACAAAAUCUUUGCAAGAUCAUGCUCAACCACUACAAUUCAGUACAUCUGCGCCGAGAACACAAUUGGGCAGAUGUUUUUUCCAUUGCUGCUUCACAAAAGAAGCAUAAUACUGACAAGGCAGCAACUAGGCUACCAUCCACCGCUUCCUCAUCCGUAAGGAUAUCAGGAGUUGUGUACGCCGAUAAACAACCCUUUUUCUAUUGCUUCAACGUCGACGGUGCAUCAACCUGUAUCGUGAGUCAACGGCCUCCGGGAGAGGAGCCAGCAAUUCCCACAACUCCGGGAAAAUAUUUGCUUGAUUUUGGUAGUGUGAUUGUUGGCCAAGCAAAAUCAAAGGCUGUAUCGAUGCGAAAUGCGUCUUCUCGCGCCUUCGGCGUCAAGAUAAACAAGAAGGAUAUAUCGGGGAGUGGAUUUCACGUGGAGCCCGAUUUAUUACGUCAUUUGCAGCCGAAUGAGCAGGCAGCAAUAGAAAUUACAGCCAAAAAGGCAAAAGAAGAAAAUGUGGUCGUACCCCUUCGAGUGCUUGUAUCCAAAAGCCUAACCUACCAGAUCCUGCUAAAAGCCAAAUUCGUGGUGCCCGAUGUCCAGUUUUCAUCAGAGUCACUAGACUUUGGAGGCGUCAGGAAAGGACUUCGUAAGACUAUAAGGUUGAGAAUUCGCAACGAGAAAUCUGUACCAGCUCAAUGGCGUUAUCGAGCGCUUAUCGAUAGCUGCGCCAAGGCCGAACGAGAGGCUUUAGUGUGCUUUACAGUCGAGCCCAAGCAGUCUUUGCUGGAGCCAGGGGAGUGGAUUGAUAUAAAGGUCCACUUCUUCCCCGAAAAAGCGGAUCGGGAUGUCUGUGCUCGAUUGACGUUUUGUGUUGAAAAUAAUCCCAAGUGGAAAUACAUCACGGCAACAGGAACUCCAAAACAUUCGUGCCUAGAAUUCUCCCCGUCCCUUGUGGAUUUUGGUCACACCCUGCCGUUGCACACGUUGCGGCAAGAAGUAAUUAUUCGCAACAACUCCGACGAGCCAUGCGAAGUAUACUCACUGGAUUUCGACGAGCUGUACAAACAAACAAAUGCAAUGCUUCGGGAUUUUGAUGGUUUCGAUGACACGGGAGUUGCUCUGCUUCCUGUCAGGCCUCUUGGAAAGCCUUGCUGGUCAGCAGUGCGUAAAGCGGCCACCCGCAAAGCUGCCAUUGAUGGGUUGCCUCCCUCAGAUUUGGGAGGGCUUGGUGAGAAAGUGGAGAAUCCUAGCAUUUUAAAAAGCAAGAAUUCUAACGUUCCCACUGAAGUUGAACCAGAAGAAACGCCACUAUCGGAGAGCAGCGAAGAUGAAAUUUCGAACUAUUCUUCUCGGGAAUUUCCAAAUAGAGUGUUGCCUCCCUGCAGGCAAAGCGCCAUGGUGCUCGGUCCACCGAGCACCGGAAAGCACGAUGUAGCUACUUAUCUCGCGGACGGUCUCCGAUGUGUGCUAACUCUUGACGAGUGUGUUGAAUGGGUUAUCGGGCUCGCUAGCCAGAAGAAGAAAUUUGCAGGGGCUUCUGGGGAGGAGGCUAGACUUAUUAAGGAGCUGAUUCGGACCCUUGAAGCUCAAGAUGACAACGGAGAUACAACAAUAGGCAGAAAACAUGUCAAGGGGAAGACCAACAAGCAUGAUCGCCGUGGUGAAGGGACUAGCCCAGGGAUUCCUACCCAGUUGCUAGAGGCAGCCGUCAAGCUUCGCGUGUCGCAGCCAGAUUGCUUUGCAGGGACUGUCUUUCGUGUCGAGCCUAGCGCAUACUGCCCGUCACUGGCAGAUGGAGCACUCUCCAUCGCACGCGGUCUGAAGCAGGAAGAUCUGGUGGUUGUCACAAUCAAAUUUGGACAAUCAGAGAAAAGCACUCAAGAUGCAGAAGCAUCACGAAGUUCUGUUUCAGAAGGUGUAGCAUUCUAUCGAGGACGUCUGGCUAAGCAGCUUCAACGAGAACGCGAAAUACUCAGCAUGCUUGCUGCUGCGAAAGGGUCGGAUGGCACUAUUGGCUCAGGCCUUGUGGGAGCAUCCACCACAGCAGAUUCUCAGCAUGAUAUCGCGCUAACUGGCUUGGAAGAAGAAAGCUCUCCAGAGGGAAUGCAGUCAGGUAACAAGUUGGAAUCCUUGAAGCAAGAGCUUCACUCACUACAGCUGUCUCGCCAGAGAGUGGAGGGAUACUUAGGCUCAAACAGAGCAGCUCAAGCAUUCGUGCAAGAGCAAAUUAGUGCAUACUCUUGCGCGGAGACAGAGCUGUUAAAAGAAUAUAGGGCGGAAGCAGAGCUUUCUACAGGCUUGAUGCGCAUGCUUCAAGACGGCAGAGAAGUCAGCCACAGGGUAUCCCAUUGCUGUUACAUACGCAACAUCACCUUCCAUACGUGCUACGCGAAUUCAGCCUUACCCACAGAUUCUCUACUGUCUCAAAUAGAUAAUUUGAGGAAGCCCGUUAUCCCAACCGAACCACCACUUCCGUCGCCUGAAGUAUUUGAAGUUGUCCGCUUCCCGUCUUGUUUACCCGUCAUGGAGCAUUCGGCUCACUUCAUGCUUUUGACCCCUUCGCCAGUAGUGGCCCUGGAAAAGGUAGCAGAGGAAGACUUGAAAAAUAAACCGAAAAGGGCAAAGGAAGGGGCAAUCACUAACAUUUCUCGGCCCAAAAUUCGGCAGGACAGAGGGGGAGAGGAGGAAAGCCUAACUGCGCGAAUGGCCAUAGAGCCAGGCUUUACGAAGGCAACACGGUGGAUAUUAGAGCCUCAAGGAGAGCAACGCUUGAUGCUCAAAUGCUGCUUUGACGAAGAGGGAGAUUUCGCCUGCUCUCUCCGUUUUUCUGGAGUAUAUGACUGGGGGCCGCUUCUUGCUGGGCGUUCGGCAGCACUUGUAAAAUCUCUAUAUUCCAAGAUAUCAACCGCAGAUGAUGUCGAUCGUUUGACGAUCCCGCAAGAGCUCUCAGCUUUUAUGACUUCAUUGAUUUUGCGGAACGGUUCACCUUUCACCAUAAUUGUAAAAGGCAGCUUCGCAGGAGCGUUGGGAGCAGAUGGAGCUUGUGAAUGGGGGAACGGGCGGUUCAUGCCGUGAGAAGUUGCGCGUGGGGUGAACUUGCAUGCCUGUAGAACCGUACUAAUCGAGAAUCCAACUCCCUUCAGCAUACGAUGGAGCUUUGCAAGUCAAGACACAAAUACAAAGUAUUUUACAUUUAGUCCUGAAAGCGGAGAUAUUCUGGGUCCAUCCUCCUCGCAGGCAUUCGAUAUUGUCUACAACGCCCCUAUGAAGCCCUCGACUGUUCAGUGCCGCCUUGUCUUUAAGUGCACUGAUACUGAGGGAGUUUUAAGCGGCUUAGAGCCGAAAUUUCUGACAAUUUCAGCGGAAGCCUUUUAUAUUGAUGCUGGAAUCGAGCUGCCGUCAAAAUCAUGUAUUUUCGAUUUUGGAGAAGUGCAAGCGUGUCAAGAAGCAGAGAUUCCGUUCACAUUAUAUAACAAGGGGAAAUACGCUGUCUGCUUCGAUAUUGAUCCAAAACUGCGGAAUGUUUUGGCGGUAGAUCCUUGUACAGCAGAAGUAAAGCCGGGAGAACAACGCAGAGGCGUGGCUCGUCUCAGCGCUCAGCGAGAAAUUGAAUUGAUGGGCACUGAAGAAAUUGUGGUCAAUGUUAAAGACAGUGAGACUGGAUGCGUGUUAGAGCCCUCUCUACAGCCUCUUCAGGUAAUAGCUAUCGUGGCCUUCAACGAAGUAGCAUUGUCGCCUCCCCUAGGAUUAAAUUUUGGGCCGGUUGAAAGUGGAAUUACAAGCACACUGUAAGUUGAGGUACCCCUCGAGUUGGAGAAUAGAGGACUAUUCUCGUUUGAGUGGUACCUGGUUAAUCAGGAAUUUAUGCUUACUCCUCCAGAUGAAUUCAUCCGGGGCACGGAAGCUCCUCAAAGGGGGGAAAAGCCAAAGGCUGGAAAACUAAAACUUCAAGGUAGAUCCUCGGAAAAAAGCAUUGGGGCAACUCAUGGGCCAUUUAGAAUCGUCCCAGUGCGUGGCCAUCUGGAUCCGGGAACUAAGGCUUCAAUCCAAGUUGAGUAUACCGCCCAAGGGGACGCAUCACAUGCACUCAACUUAGCGCUACUAGUUAACGGCGUAAGGAUAGGGCAGGGCGAUGAUAUGCUCGUGAGCUCAAUCGGCCCCAUCGCAGCCUUUUUUGCCGAUCCUUCGAUGGCUGUAGAUUCUGACAGUCAUAAGCUGAUCCGACCGGCGGCAACAUAUUUUCUCCAGGGACAAAGUAGUAUUCCAUGCAUCAGCCUCGAGCAACCUAUUUUGGAAGAUUCACCAUUUGAUGUGCAACCGAAGCGCAUAGUUGUGGCUUCUCGCGAUUAUGCAUAUGCGACGUUGAGCUUCAAGCCUACAGCCUUACAAUCUUACAGCUCCUACCUCCGAAUAUCAAUAGAAAAAACUGCAAACCCUUUAAGCGGGCAAGCGCAGUUUGAGUUGCGCGGCGAAGGCACCCUUCCAAGCAUUACGCUAGCAUUUCCAUCAUUUGGUUCUCCGAAAGGCGCAAAGACAAGAAGCCACUUGCCAUUCUUCGAUUUUGGGCGUGUUGCUAUCUCGCGCCCGUUGACCGUCCCGGUGUCCCUAAAGAAUGAAGGAGUAGUUCCUGCCACAGCUCGCGUGCAGCUGCCAAUAAAUCCCUCGAUCGAGUUUAAUUUGCCAUCCUCGUUGACGCUGAAACCUAAAGAAGAACGCACUUAUGCUUUGACCUACCGGCCUCGAGCACCAGGCGAACUGGACUACAAAUUUCGCAUGUCGACUCAUUCUAAUCCUUUUGAGAACAUGGAUGUACAGCUAAAAGGAUAUGCUUUUGCAGAGCAGCUUGCUUGGUCGCUAGCCGCUGCACCGAACACCAAUGGCAUGCAGCACUGUGGUGGUGAAUUGAUUGACACAAACCACCUUAUACUGAAGGAAGUACCACUGGGUGGCGCGCUUGCACAGGCCCUAGCCAUUAACAACGUAUCAGCUCAGGUCGUUUCAUUUGAGUUGAAUAUGGAAUCUAUCGGGCAAUUUAAAGAUGUCCUAGCCAUCACUCCCGCAUCCGGAACAAUUGCGCCAAGUGGAACUUGCAUCAUUAAUCUCUUGUUUAAGGCGGAGGUCCCCGUAAACAUAAACCACCAUGAGAUUUCCUUCACCACCUCAUUUUUCCAAGGGUCUGACGACUUCUCAAUCAUUUCCAAGGAGCAAUCAAGGCCCAAAGCAAAACUGAAAAGCAAGCAAUGGGAUGCAAAAAUGGAUGGAACCACAGCAGAUAAAUUGGAUAUGCAGGCACCAGAACCUUUGGUGCUUUUCCUCUCUGCUGCAAGUGAUAUUCGCCGUUGUGAACUUAGCAUUUCAAGCAUCGACUUCGAAGCUACAGUACUCAUGAAAUCUCGCGUGUUUUCGUUUACACUUCACAACACAUCUUUGGUCUCUCUGCCAUUCGAACUUUUCUUCGAGAGGGAGAAGGAGCGCGAUAAUCCAUGCUUUUACCACUUGAACCCUUCCUCCGGUUGUAUUCCGAGCGAAAGGCAUCAAGAAGUGCGAAUAACCUUUUCUCCUCAAGAUAUUACAGACUUCAGCAGAAAUCUUGUGUGCUGCUUUCCAAAUCUAGAUCAUGGCUCUACAUCAAUUUCAGUGCCGGUAUCUGCCAGCGGGAUUCGGCCAAUAUGUCACCUUGAAAUACCUCCAACGGACUAUUUCGAGAGGCAUCCACAGAACUCGAUUUUGUCCCUCGAUAGCCAUGUUGCAGUUCUUGAAGUCGGGGGAGUAGGAGUGGGUAUUCGUCAUACACGUCGAUUUCACGUGCAUAACCCCACUGCCACUGACAUCGAUUUUGAGUGCGAGCCUGUAGAUGUCCCAGAUGAAAGCACAAACGCUGUAAGGGCUGAAAGUCUAGUAGCUCAGCCAACCCAACUGGAAUCAGUAAGCUCGGAGCUCAGAAUAACACCGCAUGCAGGCACAGUCGGUCCUGAAAGCUCACAACUGGUCAAGAUCCGUCUGACGGCAAUAGAACAAAGGACUAUCAGCAUCAGCAUCCCCUGCAAAGUUGAGCAAAAGUUCAGAAGUCUACGGCUAGACAUCAAAGGAGAGGGCUAUUAUCUAAUGCCUUCCCUCAAACUUGUGGAUAAGGAGACAGAGCGUACCCUUCAAAGUGCAUCAGAAAGUUACGACUUUGGCUGCCUUCCAGUAGGGCAGAGCAAGCAGGUAGUGUUGAAGCUGGGCAAUACAGGCAAGUACGACUUUACCUUCAAAUGGAUAAUGAAAGAUCUUGGAAAUGAUGGCAGUGGUGGAUGCAUAUCAAUUCAACCUACAGCGGGUGAGGCUCCAAAGAUCUCUUUCUCUUUUAAGGCGUACGACUUUGGGGCACUGCUUGUUCCGGAAGCAGCAGAUACCCUUUACGACGACAAGGCUGGUACACCCCAAAUAUCGUCUAGAGCAACGUUAAAAAUAACGAAUACAGACCUGUACCACGAGUGCUCGAUCUCUUCCUCAUUGUCUCCAGCAGCUGGGUUUGAUUUCCAGCCACUGCAAGUCAGCCUCUCGCCUCAAGAGGUCCUUGAAGUACCUAUAAUUUUUAAACCUCGGGAAGCCAAGCAAUAUACUGCUAAAAUCCCCUUCUUUGCCAACAGCCACCCAGCUGUCACUUUGCAGCUCUCUGGCAGAGGAGUCCCUCUCAGACUAGAAGCCCAAAAUACAGAUGCUGGAAACGUAAAGCUUCAACCAGUGCUGCGUGGCAAAGGCUCAUCUUCUUGCAUCCGCAUUAUUAAUCACUCAGAAAGGAAACUUUCUUUUUACCUGCAAAGCCCAGAGGAGGCGCUCAGCAAGAAAGGCGUUAGCUGGCUGCCACAAUCCUCGCCGUCAUCCAUGAUCGAACUGCUUCCCAAGAAAAGCGUUGGAGUUAAAAUAUUCUUUCGUCCUUGUGCACCAAGCAAGGAGUUUCAGCUUCCUUUGAUUGCUCGAUGCACUAUUGACAGCGCAUGUGGGCCUCAGGUAGUUCCAGUGUUUUUGUGUAUGAUAUCGGGAAAAUGCUUUGAAACCGAGCUGCGUCUUAGGCCACCAUCAGUGGCAUUUGGCCCUGUUGUUGUUGGCUCGUGGGCAUCCAAAGACAUAUUGCUGUCGAACAUUGGAGAGCUGCCGAUGAAUUUUCGAUUUGCAAAUUCGGAGAUGCAUCCGGGUUUGGUAUCCUUCACCCCUUCUCAGGGGAUAUUACAGCCUCAAGCAAACCUUCCUGUCAAAGUGACUUUCCGUCCUGCAAAGCUUACUAGCGAACUGGACAUUGAAGACAUUGUCUGUUUCGGUAGCACCACAUCUGGGCCACAGGAACCACCAACAGAAGUGGCACGUUUGCAAGUUACUGUUACUGGGCAGGGCGUUUCUCUGUCAGAUGAUGCAGUUCAUUUUCUCAGGUUUCUCACAAGCCCUCCUGGGCCUAUCACAAUUCCUCCACUACAAAAAGUGGCUCUCUCGCUUACGUACUAUCCUCUUACCAUGACACAAGAACCUGGAGGGCAUGCAAAGGCCAGUAUAAAAGGAACACCCCAGCUGCUCCCACCCCAGCACUUAGCUAACGUGUUCUGCGCCCUGCCGGAUGGAGAAGGUUGUUGCAUCAGGUUGGUCGGCACUGCUUUGGAGCCUGCCGUGGAACAAGUAGUUGAGGCAGUUGCAACAUGCAAGCAGCAAUCCGUUGUGAAUAUCAGGAUCCAAAACUGGAUAGACUCAAAACAAAGGCUCAAUGCAUCUUUUACAAUUCUCCAGCCCACAGGAGUCCACUGCAUUCAGGUUGAGGCUCCCUCCUAUCUAGAUAUCCCAGGUGGACAGGUGCGAGAGUACCGCUUUUCUGUUUUCGCACUAAAACCCUGCAACGCGGUACUUAGAUUUCGCUUCACAAAUCCCGCAACUGGGGACUUUACCGUUGCAGAAGCCAAGAUCCAGUUUAUCGAAGGAGAGAGCAUGGGAACUAUUCACUUUGAAGGAUUUACGCGGCAACUUUUCCGUCACAGACUAGAAAUCCAGAAUACGUCUGGCAAGCGAGCAAGCAUUCAAUGUGCCUCAACUCACCAAGAAGUCAGUUUCCUCCCCCAAUCGGUUUUCAUAUCUCCUCAUACAACAGGUGUGCUGGAUGUUUUGAUGAGACCAACGACGCCAGGAUGUGGAGAUGCAAAUGUUGUCCUAAGUAGCGAAGAGCUAGGGUUAUUCAAGUACCUAGUGAAGUACGACAUACGAAGUCCAGGCAUAGAGAAACGGAUUACCAUCUCCGCAGCUCUGGGCAGGGAGGCACACCAAUGCGUUCGUUUACUGCAUUUUGGCAAAAAAGCAAUGACGUACCAGCUAAGUUUGGAAUUGCCAGCAGAACCGUCAACUUACCAAAAAAUAUCAAGCCUCGCAGACGUCUUUUCCUUUGAAAGCAAGGGAAUACACGUUCCAGCCGACAAUGAUGGUCAAGGAGUCGAAAUGUGCAUUCCCGUUAAAUUUACUCCUUCAAGACUGCAAGAUAUCAGGGCUAUUCUUUGCGUUCGUGGCUCUGAUGGGCAAGAAUACAAGGUCCUACUUGUUGGACGCGUAACAGCUCCAGAGGCCCAGGGGCCUCUGAAAGUGACAAAGGGCAAAGGACUUCCAAUUGACUUCAAGAACCCCAUGGAUUCAACUAUGGAGUUUACCGCCCAAGUCGACCAAAAGGAAUUUGCGCUAGAUAAAAAAUUUUUUCGUUUAGAUGCCAAAAAAUCCACCACACUCACCGUGACACUAAAAAAUGAGACAGGGGCGGCUGGCAGGGUGCUGAUCACCGCUGAGGGCUUUCCGCCGUGGAUAAUCUACAUCAAAGCUGACUGA
Molecule: messenger RNA, 12186 nt
Organism: Cyclospora cayetanensis
Lineage: Eukaryota; Apicomplexa; Conoidasida; Eucoccidiorida; Eimeriidae
Product: hydrocephalus-inducing protein homolog
Exons: 52
Biological process (GO): cilium movement; axonemal central apparatus assembly
Cellular component (GO): axoneme
Source: RefSeq, a predicted model, not a curated record